UCAGCUACUUUCGACUAUCAAAUGCGAUAGUCUUGUCCAGCCCUGAAAUUGUUCAUAUUAUCGAUUUUAAAUAACAUUGGCUCAAUCUAUUGAUAAUGUAAGGCGAUAAUUUUCUCCAUCCCUGAGUAUAUGUAUGUUAUCGUUUGCCAUUCGCAACGGAUCGCGAUCGUCGAAAAUUGCGCGUUUUUCUCUUCGGGUUGUUAUUUAAAAAAUUUGUUAUUAAUUAAAGUGUUUAAAAGAAAUGAGUUCUCUUAUUAAUCAUCUGUCGGAUGGUUGUGUGAAUUUCGAAAAGUGCGGCGAUGUAGUCGUUUCGCCCAAGGACAAUAUGAUCGGAGUGUUUUGCCAUUUCUGCUGUGACAUAUUCACAAGUCUGUUACAAUUUCUGCAUCACUUGCAAGAUGCACACAACGAUGUGCUUGCAUUCACAAAGGCGCAUAACGUGUACACCGUGGAGCAGCUCAUGUCCCUGCCGGACAGAUCGUCGCCUGUGCAAUCACAGGAUGCAGAACUGCAAGCCAAUUGCAGCAACAGCAGCGGCGAUUCUGGAGUCCCAGCAGAAUCAAUUCUCGCUGCGAGCGAUGACGGUGUGACUGCUUUGAAUGAGCAUAUAAAAAAUGCCUUGGCUGCUUAUGAUGUUAAAUGCUACCCUUUAAAUGAAGCAACUGAAUUAAUAGAAUAUGAAUUGAAAGUCCAAGAUAACCAGCAACAUGAUGUCAUGUCCACUAAAGCAGAGACGCUAAUCAAUUCCACUGACACCAAAAGAAACAACACAGAAGAUCAGCGCCAAACGGCCAAGUCAAAGCGUAAUAUUCGCAUACAGGAAGCGGGAAACAGAAAUAAAUUCAUAAAAAGAUCACAGCCCCUUUGUAACCCAAAGAGUUAUGCGAUAGCUCGAUCUGCUCGCAAGCUUGAGCAACAACAGCGACUCUCCAACAUCAAGAGUCGCAUAAUUCGUUCGCUGGAGAGCGACGAAAUCAAGACAAUUCGCCAACCCUUUCGGGAGCAGCAACUUAACGAGCAACAGAAGCUACUGAAGAACAAGCAGCACUUAAAGAAACUUGACAUAACUAAACUUGAAUCUGGGGCAGCUAUUAAGAGCGAAGUAAAGAAUAAUUCAAUGAAUUUUUUCCAUAAUGACAAUAAUAAUAAAGAUGAAGUUGACUUCAAUCCGCCAAAGUCUAAUAAUAUAAUAAAGCCGGAUAAAAUAUCUAAAUGUAACAGUUUCACCAAUACCAAACGUACAAUUUCAUCUCCCAUCAUUAUAAACAAAAUUGAAUAUUUGCCAAAGCUGGUUUUGAAUCUGAACAAGAGUCAUUCAACUAAAAUAAGUUCACAAGAGCAUACAGCGAAAUGGAACAAUGUAGUUAAUCAGAUGGAAAAGCCAGAAAAUGAGAUCCAAAUACCACGCCGAAGAUCUUCUCUUACUGUCGAAUCCAGUCCGGCUAUGGUGACAAAGAGACCAGCCAGAAGACCUUCAUAUUCCGCUGCCAACAGUCGUCAAACCCAGAUGCAGUGUGUUAAACCAGAAACAAAGCAAAAUAAAAGAAAACAAUCAUCAGCAAAUAUUUCAGAAAUUGACAAAAAGCGAACAAAAACCAAAGACAACUCCAGAGGAUCUCUAAAUUUUGAUCCAUCCGACAGCGUUGUUGAGUUUACACAGAAGGACUUGAAAACAUCGCAAAUAGACGCUGAUAGUCUUGUUCAAUUGGCGGAUCCUCUAAUGGAGCGUAGCAGCGAUCCAAAUGAAUCAAUUCUCAAUCAAGUUGAGAAGAAGAUUCUAACAGCAACGACUGAAGAUGCGAACAAAUUCGAAAUUAAUACGAGAGUCACGACAAUAAUACGCAAUGAUCUUACACUUCUUGAAUUAGUUGGUCUGCCUAUUAUUAAGGAUCCCAAUUUUGAAGACCGUGAACCAGUAGAGUAUUCCGAGGCGUUACGUUUAAAGGCAGUUAAUUUCAGUAAAAUGUUGAAAGAACAUGGCACGGUUUGGAAUCCCAAAAGACAUAGGAGUCAGUUCACUCACGAGAUCCGGAGAGAGCUGAUACUCCUCACAAAAGAAGUCAAUGCCAAACUUAAGGCCAACAUAAGCAUUGCCGAACUAAAGCGCAUUUUGAAUUUAAUACAUGCUUGGCAUGUUCAGCAAACCAUUCAAAAAUUCUUCAAAAAGGUUACACUGUCCACGACUAUUGAAUACUAUCUGCUGCUGUUUGGAUUUCUGCCAAUAACAAAAGUCUGUCUGUAUUAUUGUGAAUGGUGUGAGGAGAUCACCGGUUGCAAAACGCACUACGAAAAACAUCGAAUGACCCAUCAGGGUACUUUCUUUUGCCCACAUUGCAAGAAGGGCUUCUUGACACACGGUCGACUUGUCGGUCAUGUUCUAAGCACACAUAGCAAAGAUAGAGAGUCCAUGGGUCUCAAUUAAAAUAAAUCGAAAAUAAUUAAAUUAACAUUUUUAAGACAUAAGAUCAGUGAUCAUUUCCAAAGACUGCCUCACUCCUGUUAUAUUUAAAGAGUGUUUAACCAGCAGUUGAGUUUUUUGUUUAAUAUUAAUUUAUCGUAAUAUAUUUAACAUAUUCACCCAAUUUUUAAAGCACUCACUGCUUCAGACUUUCAUCAAGUAAAGUGUGUUAGACCUGCAGUUGAGUUUUUGUUUCACAUUAUUUAAUUUGAUUUAAUAUCAUAAUACUUUUUAUAUAUCCAGA
Molecule: messenger RNA, 2702 nt
Organism: Drosophila innubila
Lineage: Eukaryota; Metazoa; Arthropoda; Insecta; Diptera; Drosophilidae
Product: protein teflon
Exons: 3
Coding region: 242-2422 (726 amino acids)
Source: RefSeq, a predicted model, not a curated record